Cantharellus anzutake is the source of this 526-nucleotide messenger RNA. RefSeq lists its product as uncharacterized. NCBI's taxonomy places the organism in Eukaryota, Fungi, Basidiomycota, Agaricomycetes, Cantharellales, Hydnaceae. The transcript has 4 exons. The record is from RefSeq and is a predicted model, not a curated record. The coding region runs from base 32 to 388 and encodes 118 amino acids.
AUCGGGAAGUUCCACUCCAGCGCUUGGCCACAUGGUUCGUACUUUAGGCCGUUCGCUAUUGACAGUUGCCGUGUUGGCACUACUGCAUGCUGCCUUCUCCACGUACGAAUAUCUCUCGCAAUUGAAGGCCUUAGACAAACUUACGGUGUCCCGCCACUUACCAUCCAACAUUGUGAUUGAACUAUAUGUGGCCCUUUUAACUUUCAUACUUGGCGCCACUCUCAAUUCACCACCAUUGAGGGGAAUUACAUGGGCAAGCGAGAUGUCUACAAGGUGCACAGUAAAACUUCACUGCAAUGGCAUCACGCUCAAACUUGCUGCUCCUCCCUACCCCAAUCCAUCAGAACAAUCGACGAGAUGGACUCGCGUCUGGAAUUCGCUUCUGUGAAUCAUCGUGGAAAGAACCUGUUUGCGGCGCCUUCAUGACUUUGUUGAUCAUAAAUGGAUUCUUUAAAUAACGUUGGGGGAGUCUGUGUAUGCACAUUUGGCUGAGCGACCAAAUAAGAAUUAACUGACCUGGCCCUGA